This is a messenger RNA of Dictyostelium discoideum AX4, 801 nucleotides long. It is a transcript of the gene psmB7, whose product is annotated as proteasome subunit beta type 7. The coding region runs from base 1 to 801 and encodes 266 amino acids. Lineage: Eukaryota; Evosea; Eumycetozoa; Dictyosteliales; Dictyosteliaceae. Gene Ontology annotation, biological process: proteasomal protein catabolic process; protein catabolic process. Gene Ontology annotation, molecular function: threonine-type endopeptidase activity. The record is from RefSeq and is a predicted model, not a curated record. Gene Ontology annotation, cellular component: cytoplasm; proteasome core complex; nucleus. The transcript has 3 exons.
AUGGAAAAUUUAAAUAGAGGUGGCUUUGAUUUUGAUCUCUGUAACAGAAAUAAUGUUUUAGAAAAGACAGGAUUAAGAAUGAAAGGAUUUAUGAAGACAGGUACAACAAUUGUUGGUGUUGUAUAUAAGGGAGGUGUUGUUUUAGGAGCAGAUACUCGUGCAACAGAAGGUCCAAUUGUUGCCGAUAAAAAUUGUGAAAAGAUUCAUUACAUUGCAGACAAUAUCUAUUGUUGUGGUGCAGGUACCGCUGCAGAUACCGAGAGUGCAACAGCAUUAAUCAGUUCAAAAUUAAAAUUACAUAAAUUAUCAACUGGUAAACAAACUCGUGUCAUCACCGCUUUGACAAUGUUAAAACAAAUGUUAUUCAAAUAUCAAGGUCACAUUAGUGCUGCACUCAUUCUCGGUGGUAUCGAUAUCAAUGGUCCAUCAUUACACACUAUCUAUCCACAUGGUAGCACUGAUCAAUUACCAUACGUCACUAUGGGUUCUGGUUCUUUAGCUGCUAUGGCAGUAUUUGAAGCAAAAUAUAAAAAUGAUAUGACUAAAGAAGAGGCAAUUGCACUUGUAGCAGAAGCAAUUUCAAGUGGUAUUUUUAAUGAUUUAGGUUCUGGUAGUAAUGUUGAUGUUACCGUAAUUGAGCCAAGUGGUGUUACAGUUUUAAGAAAUUACCAAACUCCAAAUGAACGUAAAUUUAGAAAUAAUCCAUACAUCUUUAAGCAAGGUACUACUCCAGUUUUAAAACAAGAUAUUGCACCUUUAUCAACUAAAGUAGUUAUUGAAGAUAUUAUGAUGGGUCAAUAA